Lolium perenne is the source of this 813-nucleotide messenger RNA. The record is from RefSeq and is a predicted model, not a curated record. NCBI's taxonomy places the organism in Eukaryota, Viridiplantae, Streptophyta, Magnoliopsida, Poales, Poaceae.
AUGAAGCCCAUCCGGCCCGGCGUUGGCGGCGUCGUGCCCUAUCCCAAUCCCGUCGCCGGUUUCCUCCUCCGCAAUCCCAGGCCUCGCACGCCCCAUUGCCCCCGCUGCUUCGCCUCCUCCCAGUCGCUCGCGCCGCCACCCCGUCGUCGUCGCUCGUGCUGGAGACGGCGGCGACGUGCUGGAUACGCUCGUGCUGGAGACGGCGGCGACGUGCGUCGUGAGGCUGCUCCCCAAUCCCCUCAUUUCCACGCCCUAUCCCCAACCGAGGAGAACAGGGCAGCGGCGGCGGCGCCGACCACGCGCCCGGGGACGAAGCCGAGCGCGUGCUCGAAGACGGCGAAGGGCGCGCUGGCGACGGCGGCAAGCGCGAGCACGCGCUCGGGAGACGGCGGCCGCGAGCGCGCGCCCGGAGACGGCAGCGGCGAAGGCGCGGCGCUCGGCGACGGCGGCGGCGAGCGCGCGGCUGGAAACGACGGAGGCAAGCGUGUGCCUGCGCGACGGCAGCGACUGCGGCGACGACGGCGAGUGACAUGGAGGGAGGCUCCGCCAGCGUGCCUCCAUCGCCGAUCUGCUGAUCCCUCCUCCUCGUGGCCUACUCCCAGAGAGUUGCUGGAUGGAGGUGGACCAGCGGCGAGGUGCAGCGCUGGGCCGGAGGUGGACGAGCAGCAAGUGGCGGUUGAUCUAGAUCUCCUACACCCAGGAGGAUGAGAAGAAGGCAGCUGUGAGCCGUCGUUUUUUUUUAUCUUCAGCACUUGAUUGAGUCAUCUCCCUUUUCCCCCCACCAAAAUUAAUAUUUCUGCAAGAUGAUGUAAA